AUGGCAACCUCCACCGCCCACCGCCGCCUCCUCCAAGAAUACCGCGCCCUAACCAACAACCCCCCCGAAGGCAUCACCGCCGGCCCCGUAACAGAAGACGACCUCCUCCACUGGGAAGCGCUAAUCCAAGGCCCCGAAGGAACCCCCUUCGAAGGAGGUGUCUUUGCCGCCGAGUUAAAAUUUCCGAGGGAUUACCCCCUCGCGCCACCAACGAUGAAAUUUCUUUGUGAUGUUUGGCAUCCUAAUGUCUACCCCUCCGGCAUGGUCUGCAUCUCAAUCCUGCACCCCCCCGGCGACGACCCGAACCACUACGAGCACGCGAGCGAGCGCUGGUCCCCGAUCCAGAGCGUGGAAAAGAUCUUGAUUAGCGUCAUGAGCAUGCUUGCUGAGCCGAACGAUGAGAGCCCGGCGAAUGUGGAGGCUGCGAAGAUGUGGAGGGAGAGGAGGGGGGAGUAUGAAGAGAGGGUGAGGGAGGGGGUGAGGAAGAGUUUGGGGUUGUGA
This is a messenger RNA of Podospora anserina S mat+, 501 nucleotides long. RefSeq lists its product as uncharacterized. Gene Ontology annotation, cellular component: cytosol; endoplasmic reticulum. NCBI's taxonomy places the organism in Eukaryota, Fungi, Ascomycota, Sordariomycetes, Sordariales, Podosporaceae. The transcript has 2 exons. Bases 1 to 501 code for a protein of 166 amino acids. The record is from RefSeq and is a predicted model, not a curated record.